UUGCAUUACUGCAUCCAGUGCUGAGUGUUUUUCUUUAUAUUAAACCCUAAUUAUGAAUUGGGUAUAACUCACCAGUCAGUGAUGAAAAAUGUAUGUAUUGAUCUUUUUUUUUAAAUGUAUUCCAGUUUUGCUGGUAACUCUGAAAUUUAAAAUUUUCUUUAGCUGGUUGUUAAAAAAGGUGGUUUAGAGCAAGGAAAAUCUUUAAACAGAGUAGUCCUGUGCUGUAGUCAUCCAGGACUAUUCUGCUGCCUAUUCAAAAGGAAGUAAUCCUAAAUAUGAAUUAGGAAGAUCAAUCAGAUAUAUUAGAAGGUUAAUAUUUUCAUAAGCAGAAAACAUUUAAGAUACACUACUCAGUGAACUUCUGGAAUACACAGUCAUUUAGGAUCUACCUGUGUAAUUAAAAAAAAAAAACUUUUUGAAACUGUGUUAUGCAGAUUUUAAUAUUGCAUUAUGCAUCAUUCCUACUGACUCUUUUCUAACGCUUCAGAGCAAAUAUUAGCAAACAUAGUUGCAUAUUACAGGUUUAAUAACUAAGCUAUUGGGAUUCCUUGCAUUGGAAUGUUAAUAUGAGUUGCCGUUACAUAAAUUAAUUACAUAAUUACUAAAUUACAUAAAACACACACAUGCAUACACACGCACACACACACCAGGGAAAAGGAACAAGUAGAGGACAGCUGCUUACAUUCAUCUCUCUACACCUCCACUUUCAUCAAGUUAACUGUAGCCAUAGCUAUGGGGCUCAGUGUAACUCAACUACAGUCUUUUACAGUAAACAGACAGACAAAGAGAGAGAGAGAGAGAGAGAGAGAGACAUGUUACCAAAAUGCAGGAGAUUCCAAUGUGGCCUCCAACUGCAGUGAAAUACACUGCGCUCUGUGUGUGUGACAGCUGACAAUGCAGGGAUCAUCAGUGGAGAGGAUUAAUAAUAGUAGUCGUUCUGAAAAUAACACCAAGACAAAAACCACACCUAUUAUCCUGCAAAUAAGUGCUGUAUACAGAGAGAAGAGGCAAAUGCUCAUUGUCACUGCACAGUCAUGACUAAGCGCCCUGUCCCAGCUUUGUGUGUAUGGACAUGGACACUUUUGAGCCUCAUCCCCUCAGUAGUGUGUAACCUUGAAGGGGCUCUGCAUGGGGAUCUUAUGAGAGGUUACAACAAGAACAUCAGACCAGUGGAGAAGAAUGGAGACAUCACAGAGGUCAAACUGAAGAUGACCCUCACCAACCUAAUUUCUCUGAAUGAAAAAGAGGAGACACUGACCACAUGUGUUUGGGUAGAGAUGCAGUGGUAUGACUAUAGGCUCAGGUGGGCUGACAGGCCAGGGUUUGAAGCAUAUGAGAACAUCACAGGCACACGGAUUCCCUCAAAAGCCAUCUGGCUUCCUGAUAUUAUACUGGAGAACAAUGUUGAUGGGCAUUUUGAGAUCACACUCUACACCAAUGCUCUGAUAGACCCAUAUGGUAUGGUGUACUGGCUUCCCCCCGCAAUCUACCGCAGUGCCUGUGCAGUCAAAGUCAACUAUUUCCCCUUUGACUGGCAAAACUGCAGCAUGGUAUUCAGGUCUCAGACGUACAGUGCUAAUGAGAUUGAGCUGAAACUGACGAAUGAGGAAAACACCGUAGUGGAAUGGAUUGAGAUCGACCCCGAAGCUUUCACAGAGAAUGGUGAAUGGGUAAUUAAGCAUCGGCCAGCUAAGAAGGUGGUGAACGAGAAGUACAGCCGAGAUGAGCUGGACUACCAGGAGAUUAUCUUCUUCCUCAUCAUCCAAAGAAAGCCACUUUUCUACAUCAUCAACAUCAUUGUGCCCUGUGUGCUCUUCUCUUCUCUCGGACUGCUGGUCUACUUCCUGCCAGCUAAAGCUGGAGGACAGAAAUGUACCAUGUCCAUCACUAUCCUGCUUGCACAGACUGUAUUCCUCUUCCUCAUCGCAAAGAAAGUUCCAGAAACCUCUCAGGCUGUUCCCCUGAUUGGCAAAUAUUUGAUGUUUGUGAUGUCUGUGACUGCAAUCACAGUGAUGAACUGUGUAGUAGUUUUGAAUGUCUCUCUGCGAACUCCCAACACACACCUAUUAACCAAUAAAGUCAGGAAGGUACUGUUAAACAUUUUUCCUCGGGUGCUGGGGAUGAGGAUGCAGCGCUGGACACCACAUAGGGUACUGAAUGCAGAUGGCAUAACGAACAAAUCUACUGUCCCUCUGAGGAGACACAGCUCACUAGGACUAAUUGUGAAGGCGGAUGAGUACAUGCUGAAGACGGCACGCUCUGAGCUGAUGUUCAGCAAGCUGAAAGAGAGAGGCGGGCUCAUGAGGAGUGCCCUGGAGAAGAUCCGGAACAGCCUGGAGGAAGACACGGUCCAGGAUUUGACUUGGGGUCUGGCCAUGGCGUCACCAGAGUUGCAGCAGUGUGUAGCUUCCUGCAAACACAUCGCUGAGAGCACCAAACAGCACAAUGACUUCCAGAAAGAGAAUGAGGAGUGGUUCCUGGUUGCCCGAGUGAUUGACAGACUCUGCUUCAUCACCAUGGCCUUGCUGUUUAUGCUGGGCACCAUCGGAAUCUUCCUCAUGGGACAUUUUAACCAAGCUCCAGCACUUCCAUUUCCUGGAGACCCCAAAAGAUAUCUCCCUGAGAUAUUCACCGCAAACAUCACAGGACAGCAUUGACUAACUUGGGGUUGGGGUACUAGCAUAUUCAUCUUGGACUUAACUCCAUCACCAUGAGAGAAAAGCUUACUUCAGCUUCUUAAAUACAAAAAGAGGUGCUUUGUGCUUGUCCUAAAAUAAUUUUGAGUCAUCCUUGCUGAUUAUUUGUUGCUGAUUAUUUUGUACUGUAUUACUGUAUUAUAUCAUGACUGGGCCACAAAAUCCGUUUAGGCUGAAAUGCUUUUGUGUGGUAUUGCCUACAUUUGUGUUCUAACAAGGAGUUACUGUUUAGUAUAAGUCACUUCAGAACUCAACAAAGUAAACCAUCUUUUUCCUAGUAAUAAUCAGAUGUAUCUAUGG
Molecule: messenger RNA, 2996 nt
Organism: Pangasianodon hypophthalmus (striped catfish)
Lineage: Eukaryota; Metazoa; Chordata; Actinopteri; Siluriformes; Pangasiidae
Gene: chrng
Product: cholinergic receptor, nicotinic, gamma
Exons: 12
Coding region: 1035-2657 (540 amino acids)
Biological process (GO): chemical synaptic transmission; monoatomic ion transmembrane transport; nervous system process
Cellular component (GO): synapse; neuron projection; postsynaptic membrane
Molecular function (GO): transmembrane signaling receptor activity; acetylcholine-gated monoatomic cation-selective channel activity
Source: RefSeq, a predicted model, not a curated record